Trematosphaeria pertusa is the source of this 2694-nucleotide messenger RNA. RefSeq lists its product as uncharacterized. The transcript has 2 exons. The record is from RefSeq and is a predicted model, not a curated record. The coding region runs from base 1 to 2694 and encodes 897 amino acids. NCBI's taxonomy places the organism in Eukaryota, Fungi, Ascomycota, Dothideomycetes, Pleosporales, Trematosphaeriaceae.
AUGGAGGAAAUUCUCAGAGAAGCACACAGCCGGCGUCGCCAUAGGGAGUUCGCCUUGACGCGUUACCAAAACUUCUACUGUUACAAGUAUUCGCCAGCGCGAAGGCGGAAACAAUGGCCUCCUACUUCGAAAGAUCUGAGCUCCACAGAUUUUGUGCGCAGGCCAGAUGCAGUCCCGAACCUACGGAGCAUUGGUGCCGUUCUAGACGAGUCGCAUGAUGUCACUAACACUGCGCCCUCGUUCUGUAGCGAACUGCGCAAUAUAGCGCAACUCGCUGCUGGGAGAGACGUUAUCUAUCACCCUCUGCACAAUGGAGAUACCAUCAGAAUUAUGGAGCUUCAUCGAGGUCGGUUCGACGACCCACUGUCUUGCUCCUUUCAUUACGCAAGCUUGCGAAAUCUACACCUGGAGUACGACGCUCUUUCAUACGUCUGGGCUGAGAGGACCCCAUUUUGGGUCUCCGACAGCUACCGCCACGGUUUCACAGCUUCCAUGGAGUGUAAUGGCCAUUCAACUGCCAUUGGUGCCAACCUAGAAAACGCGCUGCGACACAUUCGAUCCCCAUCAAGUCCUCUAUUCUUAUGGGCGGAUGCAAUUUGUAUCAACCAAGAUGAUGUCCUAGAGCGAGGACAUCAAGUCGGCCUCAUGGGGUCCAUCUAUCGUAAUGCCAAGAAGGUGGUCUUCUGGAUCGACGAAAACGAUGCGCCUGGUAUCUGGGACGAAGAAGUCGGGGAGAUCAAGCAGGAACCAAGAGUUACUGAAGAUGUAAGGGCCCAGCGUGCCUUUGGCGCGAUUUGCGACAUUGUGAAUCGAUGGAAGGCUAUUGGGCCGGCCGGGGAAGUCGCGAAGUAUACCGUUCGCUUGCCAUUUCCGCCUUCGUCCGAAUUAGAGUUUAGCUCUUUCGAAGAGUAUCCUUGGGUGGCCCAAAAAUUCGAAGACGAAAGGCUCUUGCGUAAGAUUCUGGAAACCGUCUACCAUCCGCGGCGUCGGUUUCAGCUUCCCCUGGACUCCGACGGAGACAAGGACGCUCCGCCGCCCGAUCAUGGUAUCGACACAUCACCGGAAGAAGCUUCGAAUUCGCAACUCUGGCUCUCAAUUGCCGACGUGUUCCAUCGUUCAUGGUUCUGGCGAGUAUGGGUCAUCCAGGAGGCCGUGCUCGCCAAGGACGCAGUGGUCAAAUGGGGAAACGUUGAAAUCGACUGGCGAUGGGUGGGUCUUUCUGCUGCAAUCAUUCGUUCCAAUUAUCAUGGCAUAUGCGAGGCGAUGCAGAUGGGUGGCGUGUACAACGCGUAUCUUAUCUUUCGCAUGUCACGCUUGAGCGAUCUUCCUCCACUGCAGGUGACGUUUCCGCACCUGCUGAAACUGACUCGACAGUUCGAAACUACGGAUCCACGGGACCGCGUCUAUGGGCUUCUUGGAAUGAAGUCCGGUGGCAAUGAACCUGAUAGCGGUCGUCUUUUUAUCACUCCAGAUUAUACCAUAUCUGCAGGUGAGCUCUGGGUAAGACUGGCCCGCCAGGUGAUCCAAAGCUCACAGAAUCUGUCGAUUCUUUCAAGCGUUCAAUCCACAUACGGCGGAGCCCAAAGCGAAGACGCCACAAGAGACCCCCCUGACGAUUCUGAUGAUGAGGGAAGCGGAAGGCUACCCUCUUGGGUUCCCAACUGGCAAUUCGUCUAUCGAACCUCGUUAACCGCGUGGGAUGCCGAUGAUUCUUUCACGGCUGCAAAAAUGCUCCCACUCCAGCUGACCGCACAGCCUGAGUCGGCACCUCGAAUCCUCGGCGUGCAAGGCAUCAAGAUUGGUACAGUGGGAUGCGUGCACGAGCACUUAUGGCACGACGAAGACACAAUACCUUUGGCCUGGGAGCAUCUUGGACCUUUUUUUGCAUCCGAAGCAGGUUUCCGUCUCCUUGCGAGGACAUAUACUGCAGGCCGCAAUGCAUAUGGCUCUCUGACUGCGCCAACCGACGAGCAUGCGAUGUGUGAUUUUGCCGCCUACAUCCGUUCACUAUACGAGAAAGACGCGCGUCUUGACGAUGAAGGGCGCGAACACUACAGCUGGCUCCGUAUUACUGGACGCUAUGGUGCGUUGCAGGCGUGGGCGAGCUUACCGUCGUUGUUUAAAAUGCAUCCCGGGUUGAAAGAAAGGCUCGAAAAUUGGGGGAGGCGGGGCGAUGCGAACCGUUUUGCCGAGACUGCAUACGCUGUUUGUAAACGUAGGAGGUUAUUUUUGACGGUGAAUGGCUUUCUGGGGAUAGGGCCGGAUACGGUGCAAGAAGGCGACUUGGUGACUGUCCUCUCUGGGGGCGACGUCCCAUUUCUCCUGCGACCGAUCGCACAUACCGAUUACUCCGACGUUUCGGCGCUUGAAUGCCUCUCAACAGAUGCACCACUUAUACAGGGAUACCUUCUCGUGGGAGAAUGCUUCGUGGAAGGCUUAAUGCAAGGCGAAGCAGUACAGGCAUUGGACCGAGACCUACCGUUCACAGGACCUAUACCCACCGGGCUGGUCGCUCAGAAGAUUCUGACCUUCGUGAACUUACCGGUCGACGAUUUCAAUGAUGCUUCGUGGGAUGAGAGCGAGUGGACCGAAGCAAAGAAGAAGGAAGGACCCAAAAGACACAUCUUCACUGUAGAAAUACUGGAACACCAUAAGUCAGCACGACUUAGGAAAGAGUCUUUUGCCAUAUGGUAG